This is a messenger RNA of Dibothriocephalus latus, 1791 nucleotides long. NCBI's taxonomy places the organism in Eukaryota, Metazoa, Platyhelminthes, Cestoda, Diphyllobothriidea, Diphyllobothriidae. The record is from the annotation of a GenBank genome assembly.
AAUAAUAUCAAAGUAACUGCAAGUACCCAGGGUUUCUUCAUUGCCCAGUCAGCCGAAGAGGCCAAGCGUGCGUCCUUUUACUGUCCCCGUUGUCAUGGUAACAUCUCCGAUAUGAGAAAAAUCAAACAGUGUGCCUGCACCAAGGUUCAUCGAGCAGUCGAGAGGAGUCGGACCUCAUCGUCUGCUGUCGAAGCCCCCCUGUUUCACAACGCUCUCUUAUGCCCUAUCGGGGUGGAGGUCAGAUUGAAGAAUCGCCGUCCUGUCUCCUCCGUCAACGCCACCAUUGGCGGUGGUAACGCCGUCUCUGUCCACACCUCCUUCAGAAAUCCGCGACGAGGAGCUGCUGACAGCCAAGUCAAGCGGGAUAAAACUUGGGCUUUCCGCCCCCCAGGGAGUAACCCCUAUCAUGGCAUCAUGCGAGGCAACCUGGAGAACCUUCCGCUAGAUAUGUUGGCCACAGUGAAGGUUGCACUCAACGAGCAGCAAGCCUGCCGUUUUGAUUGCACCGGUAUGUUCCACUGGUGCCCCGAGCAGCCCCUACAAGACUGUCUUCUAGAUGUGGAACAGCCUAACAGCGGCCCAAAUUUCGCCGAUCACAUUGUUGUCUGUCUCAAUCUCCACUCAAACGAAGUGAAGACAGUGGUCCUACUGGGAAACCUGGACUAUAUCAAACGGGAGUGGAAGGCACUUUCCAACUUUCCCAACAUCUGGGUGUUGCCGGGGAGUCCACUUUGUCGCGCUAAUCUGCGAGCUGUAAAAAUAAACUUCGCAUCCAUGUGCGUAAUUUUGUCCUCGAAGAGCGACAGUACAAAAGAAGAUCUCACACUGGUGGAUAAAGAGGCUAUCCUCUGUUCCCUUAACGUAAAGGCAAUGGACUUUAGCGAUGCCUACUGUUCAGAAGAAUCUAACCAAUGCCGACAGGCUCCCCUCGAGGUAAGGUGGGCAGAUACUACGCCAGGACCGAACAUCACAAGCGGCGGCGGUAGUACUGGUGGUGGAUCUACAGUCUCGACCGGUUUGGCCAGUCAGACAAGACCAGUGGAUUUUGCCAGCCUCCAGCGUAAUCGUAGCAUAAUUCCGAAUCUAUUUCAGAAAUCUGGCUCGGUCAGUGUUGGCCCGGCCGAGACUGAGUCACAAGUCAUCUUCAGUCGACCACCGCGCUUUGUUUCCGCCACCGGACACACCAUCCCCAUGGCAACCGAGCUCUCCUUCGACAUGAAUGUCCAAUUUCUGGAUCAGGAGGAUGAAGAUGAUGAGUCAGGUGAGCUGUUUAUGACACAGCCCUUCGCCUGUGGCACCGCCUUUACCAUCAGCGUACUUGACUCGCUGAUGAGCACAGCCUACUUUAACGAAAGCGCUCUGACACUGAUUCGGUCCCUGGUCACCGGUGGCUCAACGCCCUAUCUGGAAAAAAUGCUCUCCGACGGUAUGGGUAUGCGUGGCGGAAAUUCCAGCCUCAAUAGUCUCGGCUGUAGGGACCGGUGUCGGGUGGCUCAACUAGCCCUCACUGGAUCGGCAUUCAGCCGAUUCACCACCGAGGGAUCCGUUUAUGAGCAGCUAUUUCUGCACACCCUACGCAAUUACGGUAUUCUCAUAAUUGGCAUCUAUAGGCUGCUGUGUGGGCACAAACUGAAAGACCGGGUUCCGAUUAAGUAUGCAUCAAAUGAACAUUACCGGCGCUUUGUCAUCACCAAUCCCCCACCUCGACUGCCAAUCUAUCCUACCGACUGGAUUUUCUGCUUGGUUCCCUUUAAACACACUUUGGAACCGAGUGCUCUCAAGAGAAUUUAG